GGCAGCGCUGCGGGGCACCGUUUCGCAUGUUGGGCUGAGACACCGGCAAGCAAGGAAUAUGAACAGGAAAACAAGGCGCUGGAUCUUCCACAUCUUCCUGAGCCUGGGCAUCGUCUACAUCAAAAUCGGGGGUUUUUCCUCUGUGGUAGCCCUGGGAGCCAGCAUCAUCUGUAACAAGAUCCCGGGGCUUGCUCCCCGGCAGCGAGCCAUCUGUCAGAGCAGGCCCGACGCUAUUAUCGUCAUUGGCGAAGGGUCCCAGAUGGGCAUCAACGAGUGCCAGUUCCAGUUUCGAAACGGGCGCUGGAACUGCUCUGCCCUAGGAGAGAGGACCGUCUUCGGGAAGGAGCUCAAAGUAGGUAGCCGAGAAGCAGCAUUCACGUACGCCAUCAUUGCUGCUGGAGUAGCACAUGCAAUCACCGCUGCCUGUACACAGGGUAACCUGAGUGACUGUGGUUGUGAUAAAGAAAAACAAGGACAGUACCAUAAAGAGGAAGGCUGGAAAUGGGGAGGCUGCUCUGCUGACAUCAGAUAUGGAAUAGGAUUUGCCAAAGUCUUUGUGGAUGCCCGGGAGAUUAAGCAAAACGCAAGAACACUCAUGAACCUGCACAACAACGAGGCUGGGCGGAAGAUUCUAGAAGAAAACAUGAAGUUAGAGUGCAAGUGCCAUGGGGUCUCGGGAUCCUGUACCACUAAAACAUGUUGGACAACCCUGCCUAAAUUCCGGGAGCUGGGCUACAUCCUUAAGGACAAAUACAAUGAAGCUGUUCAAGUUGAACCAGUGAGAGCGAGUCGUAACAAGCGUCCCACCUUCCUCAAAAUAAAGAAACCCCUUUCCUAUCGCAAACCCAUGGACACAGACUUAGUGUACAUAGAAAAAUCUCCCAAUUAUUGUGAAGAAGACCCUGUCACUGGCAGCGUGGGGACACAGGGGAGGAUGUGCAACAAGACAGCCCAGCAGUCCAAUGGCUGCGAUCUGAUGUGCUGCGGUCGUGGUUACAACACGCAUCAGUACUCAAGAGUGUGGCAGUGCAACUGCAAGUUUCAUUGGUGUUGCUAUGUUAAAUGCAACACGUGCAGUGAGAGAACAGAAGUUUAUACCUGUAAAUGAGCACGGGGCUGGGCAGGCCACCAUCGCCCUGGCCAGGCAUACGUUUGCACAUGCACUCUACACACCUACACCAGGCUGUAGGAAAGACCUGCUCUCCCCAGAAGAAACGGUGAUGAAUGGAGCCCUCUCUUUUCUUCUCGUGUUUCAUUGCUUACGUGGAUACACAUUUCAAACUCUUAUGAAAGUCAGCCGAGAAAGAAAAAUAAACCAACCCCGCCCUGAGCCACGUGACACACAAAACAGAGAGAAAAGGGUUGUUUCGGCUAAUCUGUGCCUCUAAAGCAAGAAGCGUUGACUGCCUUCGGAAGAGACACCAGUUACAGUUAAGUGUCUGAAUGUGACGACUCUUAGGUUCAAUAAACAAUGGUCAAAAACUUCAGUGUACACAGAGCAGGGAGGGGUAGGGGAGAAAUCCUCAAGAAAGGGCUUUGCACAAGAUGGACAGUGACCCAUCGUGGAUUGCCCAUGGGAGUGUGUGGAUGAUAUAAACUUAGGCUUCUACACUUGCGAAAAGCUUCUGCUGGUCUUGCUCACCUUUCCACUUCUAUGGCGAGUAGAACUGUUGGUGUUUUCUGUAGACACUGCUUUAUCUGCCUGUUGUGUGUGUGUGUGUGCUGCAGAUUUCGGCACACGGAUUUGGGACACUUGGGCAUAAUAAUAGCAAUAUUUAACAAUUUAUUCAGAUAAAACUAAUAUUAAUUUAUUUAAUUAAAAAGAACUCUACCAACAUUUUUGGAACUAUUCUGCAAUCCAAGUAGAUAGCUGGCUUUCGUUGUGGAAUAAUUUUGUAGGAACAGCAAGGACAAACUGGAGCUGUGUAUAUUAUUCUUACCUAGGAUGUUUCUAUUAGUUGGACUCGCAGGAUCUGUUCUACAGUACUGGAUGGUAAAGACAAAAGUUAGCAUCUUUAUAUAUAUGUACAUACACAAACACACACUGCUGGGUUUGGUUUUGGUGUUUUGUUUGUUUGUUUUUCUCCUGUUUGCUGCUAGUUGUCUGGAACAAAAGUCAAGCGGUAGGGGUUACAAAUCUUUACCAGUUUUGUUGUUGUUCUUCAAUUAAAGAAAGAAACAUUAAUAAAAUUCUGUUUGGAAUAUGCCUAAAAAUAAGAAAAUCCAGACAAACUUCCAUCUUUUGGAAAAAAUCAACCAUAGGAUAAGAGAGUAUAUUUUGUAAGAGACUAUUUUUAUAUAAAUAUUUUAUUUAUACUACGUCUGCUUGUUCAACCUGUCCUUUUUCGCAAAAUAGGCAUACAAUUUGUAAUUCUUGGGCUAUUUAACAGAGAAAGGGUAAUUAGUUUGUGGACACAACAACAGCGAGCUGGGUACCUUCAGCUGCAGUCGGUGGCUGGGUCAGAAAGGAGGAUGAGCUUUCUCUCCGGAUGUGUGUGCAAACCACGACUCAAUCUGCAGAACACGCAAAACAAGAACAGGGGAUGUAGCAUCAGGUUUUGUCACAUGGCUUGAAUUCAUGAUUGGUGUUAACUGGACGUUCAUUUAUCCCAUUCAGAGACAAAAAAAAUCCAAAUUAGCUUCCCACAUGCGUCAGUCAUUAAACUGUGCUGUUAUGACUAGCAAAUGUGCUGUGUGUGCUGGUGGUUAAACCCUUCUAUUGUGGUACUGUCAAAUUGGAUUUUAAUCAGUGGAAGACUGUAGACUAUGGCUGUAAAAACUGGCGUGACACACAUCAUCUGAUUCUCAGAGUGAGGAUACAAAGCUUACUUUUUUGUCCAGCUCUUUUGGGCACUUACAUUCUUCUUUCCCCCUCAAAAAGCCAGAGAACUCAAAAAUCCAGAAAAACCUCCAGGCAAAUUUAACGACUGCUCACUUGCUCUUCAGAGCUCACCUAAAAUGUUUCACUUUCCCUUUAUGGGAUUUCCUUUUUAGCAGCACUAAUUCCUUCAGGUAAUUGAGUGGUAAAUAGUUCUCUGGAUUUAGAAACAUUCUGUUCCUCCUGCUUGACUCAUUUGUGACCGAUAGAAAAAAAAAUAUCUAAUUUUUAUGUGAUUUUUAAUUGGGUAAGAAGCAUGAUCCAGCACUAUUGAUGAUACCGAGUGUUCUGGGAUAGACCAGGUUCUUCCUUACUUGCAGGCUACAGGAUCUGAUGCCUUUAAUAAGGCCAAGAGAGGCAGCAGUGAAGGAACCAAACCACCAUUGCACCGAGUCCUGAGGAUAACAGCGCGUUACAAGGAGUAGAGGGUACAGAUCUAUCUCAUGGCCAUUGAUCUAAGGCAAAGCUCCCACCUAAGAUGGCAAAACCAGAAAGAGUAAACAAAUAUCACCAAAGACACUGCCAAGUCUCACUGUGACAACCUUUUAGAGCUUGUCAGAAUGUACAGCAUGGUGGUUUCUUACCCCACUUCUUGUCUAUACGGUAUCUAUGUAAGAACACAAGCCCGUGCAGUGCCUGAUCCUAGCAAUGUGGAAUUAUAGGAUCAUAGAAUCAUUCAGGUUGAAAAAGACCUCUAAGCUCAUCCAGUCCAACCAUCAACACAACACCACCAUGCCCACCAAACCAUGUCCCGAAGCACCACAUCCGUGUGGUUUUUUAAGCCCUCCAGGGAUGGUUAAAUAUAUAACUUCUUUAUAGCCCUGCCACUUAACCCAAAAGAGAACUUUGAUGCAACUCAGACACCAGCACGGGAUAUCAAAAAGAAGCGAUUGACGUAAUUUACUUUUCAAAUGUAUGACUUGUCAAUAUAAAAUGAUAUAGAAGUAGUUUGGGGGGAUAAUUGAGUCACUCCUUUUAUUUCUAAAUUCCACACAUCAAGGGUUGAUAGGACAUAAAAUGCAAGUACACACAGUCUGGAUGUUAAUUCCAACACUGCAUCAUGGUUAAAUAAUUCAAAUGUAACAUUUCAUCUUAGAAUCUCUCUCUCCUCCUCCCAGUUUGUAUUGGUUUUUUACUUAGCGGAUACCACACCAUAGUCAAUGGAUACUGUAUUCUAGUCAAAAGUGUGUUUUCAUCAGUGAUUAGAGUUAUUUUACAAAUUAUUACUUUUGCAGCAUGAUUUUACCAUAGAAAAGUAAUCUGUAAACCUCCUGCUUCCUGUGUAUUUCAAUAUGCAGCGGUGUGCAAUGUACAGCCAGCACACUCGUUACUGAAGGACAAGUGUCUUUUAACAGUUUUACUCACAGUAAUAAAGAACUGGAUGCACAAUGAGAUGAAUUUGGUACACAUUUUCCCUACAUUGUACAAGAUUGCUGAUGAUGGGUGUGUUAUGUAAAGCAAAUGUCAAUUCAAUAACCGGAAUAACAGUUUAGGAAUUAUGAACUAAAGAGCAAGGAAACGCAAAUGUUGCAUUCAACUAGAAAGUAGUUGGAAAGUUGGCCGUGUCAUCUUAGACAGGAGAACUCUGGCCCUUCAGGAUCUGCCAUGAGUCUGCAGUGAUUUGGUCACUCAUAAAUGGGCUUGAACGGUCCAAAGAAUAUACAGGAGAAGGAAAAGAUUUAUGAGAUUGUAGAUAUUCCUCCCCCCCGACAACAGUUUGUUCUUUGUCCUCGGGGAGAGAAGAGCUCUGUUUUGACUUAAUGAAGAACCACACAAUGGGAGGGAAAAGCACACAGCAGCAGAACAGAACAGCUCUCAAAGGAAAAUACACCUUCUCGUCUCUCCUAACCCAGAGAAGCACUGGAUUGCUGUCCACAUUAAUGACCAAGCUGAGGCUUUCAAAGGAAACACGCUGAAGAAGCAGGAAGAGUACAAUGAGAAGGAAGAGUAAGAGAAGUUGGGAAGCUCACCUCCUCCUCAUUUCAUAGUAGAAACCUGAUUCCUAGAAAUGUAGCAUUUCUGCCUUAGGAUUUCUAAGCAGGUUUUCAGGAUUUUACCUCCCGGCCUUCGAAAAGGACAACUAAUCUGAAUACAAUUAGCUUGAAUACUCCAACUUCCUACACAAAAUGUGAAUCAGUCAAUUAAUAGGUUUUCUUUGCCAUGUAUGCACAAACCUAACUGAGAUAUGUCUUUCAACAGUGAUAAUUAAACUGAAAACAUCCUUAAAA
Molecule: messenger RNA, 5106 nt
Organism: Cuculus canorus (common cuckoo)
Lineage: Eukaryota; Metazoa; Chordata; Aves; Cuculiformes; Cuculidae
Gene: WNT7A
Product: Wnt family member 7A
Exons: 4
Coding region: 59-1108 (349 amino acids)
Biological process (GO): canonical Wnt signaling pathway; neuron differentiation; cell fate commitment
Cellular component (GO): extracellular region
Molecular function (GO): frizzled binding; cytokine activity
Source: RefSeq, a predicted model, not a curated record